GUAGGAGGAGUCGUCAACGUCAACACUGCAGUUCUUCACUAGCAGCUACUGUAGCUGGCUGGCUGCACACCCAAAGUAAUCUAAGCAAGCACCGGAGAAAAGGAAAAGGCCAUAAUGGCAGCGUCGUGCUCCCAACUGGACCCAGAUCUAAUGAGGGAGGUUCUUGAAUGCCCCAUCUGCCUGGAGACCUACAAUCAGGACCACCUGAGACCUAAACUUUUGCAGUGCGGCCACACAGUGUGUCGACUAUGUCUCGAGAAACUCUUGGCUAAUACUAUUAAUGGCGUUCGCUGCCCCUUCUGCAGCAAAGUCUCACGGAUGAGCAGCAUCUCUCAGCUGGCAGAUAAUCUAACUGUGCUAAAAAUUAUAGAUUGCACUUUGUCCUGCAGUGCUGCUGCUGCUGCACUAAUGUGCAAGUCCUGCUGCAACCGUCUACCAAGACAGUACUGCCACAACUGUUCUACCGUUCUCUGUGAAGUGUGUAAAGGUGAGGGCCACCUGCAUGAAGGUCAUUCAGUUCAGCCAAUUAAGGUGGCUGCUGAGCAGCGUCGUAAAGAACUGGGCGGGAAGCUGGCUGCUCUCCGGGAUGUCAUGGGUGAAAUUCAAAAGAAGAAGACGGCGAUUGAAAAUAUUUCUAAGACCUUGAGACAAAAAUAUCGGGCAGUUCAGCUGGAGUACAACACGGCUGAGCAACAUCUUCAAGGGGAGCUCAGCAGAUCUCGGAGGCUGUUCACAGCCUCGUUGGGAGAAGUGGAAAAACUCAAUGCGCAGGUCCUGGAGGAACAAACGUAUCUUCUCAACCUCGCAGAAGUAAAAGUGGUGUCACGCUGUGAUUAUCUGACUGUGCAAGUAAGGCAGAGUGAUGUCGCCCUGCUCAAAGAUGAUGGUGCAGGAAGUGACGAUGAAGAGCUAGACCUGAGGGGCAGUUUAUCCACACAGUUUCAGCUUCAAGAGCCGGCGCUGGUGAGAAUAGAGCAAUCAAAACCUCUAGAAGUGGGGCAUUUAACCACAAACACUUGCGUCAUUAAUACAGAGGAAGACAAUGGAGGUGCAGAGACUGUAUUUGAGAGUGUAUCUGGGCCAGGAGGUGCCACAGGAGGUGCUGUAAAGGUUCCGGUGGAUCUUUACAGGGAUGUCGACAUGGUCUCUGCAGUAGAGGAGACGGUAUGUGGUUCACCAGGCAGCUUUAAGUCCAAGUCCAUGGAUGAAGGAGGAGGAUCAACUGCUGGAGCAAGUUCAGGACCACCAGUGUGCCAAUUUGUAAAGAAGAUGGGCUGUAAGGGAGCUCUACCUGGGAUGUUUAAUUUACCAGUGAGCAUCUGUGUGACGCCACAAGGUGAUGUACUAGUGGCUGAUCGUGGAAAUUGCCGUGUCCAGAUUUUUAAUCGCAAAGGUAUCCCACGUGAAAUCCGACGUAAUGCCAGCAUUGACAACUUUGUCCUGAGCUUCUUUGGGGCUGACCUGCCAAAUCUAAACCCCUUAUCAAUUGCUGUGACACCACAAGGCCUGAUUGGUGUCACUGACAACUAUGAUAACUCUGUAAAAGUCUACACAAUGGAUGGCCACUAUGUAGCUAGCCACAAAAACCAACUGAUCAAACCAUGGGGGAUUACUGCCAUGCCGUCAGGUCAGUUUGUGGUGUCAGAUGUGGAAGGGGGCAAGCUGUGGUGUCUCGCUGUGGACCGCAACGUAGGCGUCGUCAGCUACAACCGAUUGUGCUCUGCUGUGCGGCCAAAGUUCGUGACGUGUGACGCAGCAGGAACGGUAUAUUUCACCCAGGGCUUGGCCCUGAACUUUGAGAAGCGGCAGAAUGAACCCCACCUGGAGGGUGGCUUCUCCAUCAGUUCAGUGGGCACCAAUGGCCAGCUUGGCAAACAACUCAGCCAUUUCUUCUCAGAGACCGAGGACUUCCGCUGUAUCACUGGCAUGUGUGUGGAUGCCAACGGGGACUUGCUGGUUACAGACAGUGGUAGAAAAGAAAUCCUGCAGUUUCCCAAAGAAGGUGGAUUUAAUAUUCUGAUCCGAGAAGGGCUGAACUGCCCUGUGGGGGUUGCCACUACCCAGAAAGGGCAGCUGUUAGUACUAGAUUGCUGGGACCACUGUGUUAAAGUCUAUACAUACAUUCAAAAGAGGCAUUCUUCCACUUAAAAGAUGAACUGAACAAGUUCAGUAGGUUUGGUCAGAAUUGACCUUUGAGAAAGGAAGCUUUAGUGUAGAUUAAAUCCAAACAAUUGCCUCCCUGGCUUUCAUUGUUACACCACAUUUGUAAACUCGUAUUCACUCGUUACUCACUGCUUCCGACUUAAAAACGGGAGAAAACACCAAUAUGACACCAGGUCCUUUUAAUUGGCUGUUUUAUCCAUCUUUUCGCCUGAAUGUGUGUGAAGUAAGUAAACCUGAAGAAACAGUGGCUGAUAAUAUACUUACAUAUGAAAUAAAGCACACUAAGGCUUUUGGCCUGUGAAGCACUUUAUUCUCGACACCACUGUGUCCUAUCAACGGGUUUCAGUAGCACACUAAUGAUAAUGAAGCUGGCAGCUUUAAACAUUUACUUUGUUAGUCUUUAAUGACAAAAGUCUAAUGAAUUAUCAAUCAUUUGCAUUUGGCAACAUUCAGAGAACGUGCAGAAUAGGAAGUACCUUCUAGACGAGUGCUGAACUGUAAAAUCAUAACCUGAAGGGCUGUGUGAUAAAUAUGGAGCCAUGGUGAUAGAUGUUUGGGGGUUUGAUUUUACAUUUGGGUCAUGUUGUUUCCUCGUUGGUACAGUUAUAUUUUAUUUAUUUUCUUUAACAUUUUUAAGGGUUUUUUGGUCACUAAAAGCAAUGCGUUUCUUUAAAAAUUCCAUUUUAGUUUUAGUUCAGCUUUUCAGAAAAAAAACUGCAUUCAUUACAAAAACGGAAGCUUUCAUUUCUUAAAACAAUUCUCACGGUUUCCUGGCAACUUAGGUCCAACUGUAUCACGAUUGCAUUUCUGUUUCUUUGUUGCUAUUCUGGAGCUUAAAGCAGGAGGAUAUAUAUGGACACUGAAGGUAAUUACAAGUUACAAAGGCUGGUUCAUUUCUGGUUUAGCUCUGCUUCAGUGAACUUACAAGCACUCGCCUUUACAAGUGAAAAGCUUCUGAAUUUAGAAGACAAGAUUUUGCUCAACAUGAACAGUGUUGGUUAAGGCUACUUACUGUUAUUAAGUAUGGAAAGAACAUGGGAUGAAUAAAAAAAAAUGUUUCUGCUCCAAAAAUGUUUAUUUAGUAGAGUACACAUCAGUGCAAUUGUGUCAUGUGUGGCCAGUGAUAUUAAAGCAAUAUUUAAUUUUUUUUUACACAUUUCUGGGUUUUAGCUUCUCUGUUAUCCUUUUAGUAGACAAGUGCAUCUAAAACCUGGGAAAUUGUGCAGGAUCCUUGCUUUUCCUUCAGACUUGUGAUGAGUGAUGUGAUGUCAACACUGCCCCUUUUUACAGAAAAACAUCCAGGAAUGCAUAGCACUCAUAACUACAGUGACACGGUGUAGUCUGUUUUUUUGGGAUCAUUAAACCAAACUGUAUCCCUGUUCCUGUCGACGUGAUCUCUAGGAGAUCCCAGCUGACAGGAGUGUUGGGAAUAAUGAGUGGAAACUUAAGCAUUGCAACACUAUUUUUCAUUUGCACAGAGAGCAACCAGGUGUAUCGCACUUCAGAUUUAUCUGAGGUAUUUUUCUACUGAAUUUCAUUCAAUUUAGCCUAUUUUUGCAGUGAAACGAGGCUCAUUAGAUGUAACUGGAUACAUGUAUCCUAAUACUCACUGAUUUAAAGGAAGAUAGAUUGGUAGCAGGAUGUUAGUAGGGUUUGUAACAUUCAAUCACACAAAAAUCUGUCUUCCAGUCUCUCGUUAGAGCUUAACAAACAAACACACACACACACACACACACACACACACACACACACACACACACACACACACACACACACACACACACACACACACACACACACACACACUUGGCUUUUAAAACAUACAUUUCCUACCUAAAAGCAACAAUUUACAUGUGAGAAUCAAAGUAAAAACAAAGGAUAAUAGGAAUACAGACAUUUCCUUUGUGCUUUAUAUUUAUUUUUGAUAUUUUUAUGUUGAGACCAAAAGUAAAUCCAUGUUUGAUUCAAUCCUGCCCCAACUGCAUGCCAUCGUCACCAUGUCUGCUUAGUGAUCAUUAGCUGUAGUCAUGAAAAAAAAAAUCCAACUGUAAAAAAGCCUAAAUCUCCCCUAAAGUCAAGUGUCCUUGUGUCAGUGUGAUGAGCCUUGGAGUGAAUCAGCCGAAUACGUUUUAUUGUGUUUCAUAAGAGACUUCCUGGUUAGUCAUUAAUUUAAAACUACUGAAAUAUUAUGGUGCGUUUUCCUUCAUGCUAAAUUCUUCGGAAGCUAUGACUUUUGCCUGUUGGGUACAUUAGGAUGUCUCGGUGUACUUAAAGUCAUGUUUGUGUUGAUAAAGUUGAGUGCAAUAAAUAUUUAUGAACCAAAA
Molecule: messenger RNA, 4487 nt
Organism: Nothobranchius furzeri (turquoise killifish)
Lineage: Eukaryota; Metazoa; Chordata; Actinopteri; Cyprinodontiformes; Nothobranchiidae
Gene: trim32
Product: tripartite motif containing 32
Biological process (GO): protein K48-linked ubiquitination
Molecular function (GO): protein binding; zinc ion binding; ubiquitin protein ligase activity
Source: RefSeq, a predicted model, not a curated record